This is a messenger RNA of Nymphaea colorata (pocket water lily), 1562 nucleotides long. RefSeq lists its product as uncharacterized. The record is from RefSeq and is a predicted model, not a curated record. Lineage: Eukaryota; Viridiplantae; Streptophyta; Magnoliopsida; Nymphaeales; Nymphaeaceae. The coding region runs from base 126 to 1454 and encodes 442 amino acids. The transcript has 2 exons.
CACUCACACACACUUUCUCUCUGCCCACGUGCCUGCUCUCUUUUCUAGCUCCUAUUUUAUCCUGCAAUCGAAAACGGAGUAAGCAGUGACCGUCUCUUCCCUCUCCGCCUUUCUCUGUCGUGAGCAUGGGAGGAGGCCCGACCCCGUCUCUGCUGAGGCUUCUCCUCUCGUUCUCCCUCUUCCUCAUCUCUACCUUCCUCCUUGCCACCCCUACCAGCACCCCAUCUCGCCACCAGCAUAGCCGCCACCACUCGAGCUCCAAACGGCGGAGGAAGCCAGCAUCGCCGCCGUCGCCUCAGAGACCGUCUUCAUGGGAGCUCUUCAAGAAUUUCCUCACCUGCAAGCAGGUUGAGCUCGCGCAUGUCCACGACCCCACGACCGCGAAGAAGAAGAAGCGCGUCGGCUCGGCCUCCGCCAGCAAGCGCGGGUACGCCAAGCUGGCCUCCUGCUCCUCGCUCUGCACCAUGAACGACGUCGCUGCCAACUCCAGCAGAGGGCGCGUCGUCCACCGCUCCGACUCGUCCUCCUCCCCCGAGCCAAGCAUCUCCUCCAGCCGCCGCGAGUCGGCGCCGCUGGUCCCGGCGGCGAGGUCGGCGUCCUCCGGGAGGGGGAUGCCGCUGAGGAGGCUGUCCGGCUGCUACGAGUGCAGGGCGGUCGUCGAUCCGAGCCGCUACCCGUCGGCUCGGCCGUCCAUCUGCGCGUGCCCGGACUGCGGCGAGGUCUUCGUGAAAGCCGAGAGCCUCGAGGCUCACCAGGCGGUCAGGCACGCAGUGUCGGAGCUGGGCCGCGAGGAUUCGGGUCGGAACAUAGUGGAGAUCAUAUUCCAGUCCAGCUGGUUGAAGAGGGACAGCCCGCUCUGCCAAGUGGAUCGGAUCCUGAAGAUCCACAACACGGCGAGGACCGUCCGCCGGUUCGAGGGCUACCGCGAUUCGGUCAAGUCGAGGGCGAGCCGCCGGAACCCUCGGUGCGUGGCCGACGGCAACGAGCUGCUCCGGUUCUUCUGCACCACGUUCGCCUGUUCCAUCGGGACCCGGGGAUCCACCAGCCUCUGCGGAUCGGGCCCCAGCUGCGGGGUCUGCAACGCGAUUCGGCACGGGUUCGGCGACAGGAUGGCCGGCGGGAAGGGCCUGUGCACGACGGCGACGAGCGGGCGAGCGCACGACUGUAUGGAGACGACCGAGGAGGAGAAGGCGGCCUCCCGGGGGCGGAGAGCGAUGCUGGUCUGCCGGGUCAUCGCCGGCAGAAUCCGAAGGGGAGGCUCAGGCGCCGCAAUUUCCGUCGACCCAAACGAGGUGGUGGAUGAUGACGACGCCGGCGGGUUGGCCGGAGAACGGUUCGACUCGGUCACCGGACCGACGGGCGUCUACUCGAACCCGGACGAGCUGUUCGUCUUCGACCCGAAGGCCAUCCUCCCCUGCUUCGUCGUCAUUUACCGGGUCCAGGACAACAGUUGAAAAACGAGGCGUUCUUAUUUUUGUAAAUAUGUAGAUCUCUGAGGGGCAUUUCUGUACUCGCGCUUUCUUGUGGCAUUUUAACUAAGUCUAGUAGUUAAUCACUAGCAA